AUGCAUCCCGCUGAAGGCCGAACGAGAGCAGAUUCGGGCGUUUCUCUCACUACCUCGUUGUCUGGUGAUAAAGAUCUCCCAGAGUUCUCUGCAUCCGUUGCUCUCCCUUCACAUUUGCAUCUUCUGGCAAAGGUAUAUGGAGUCCCGGAAUCCGACCUCAUUCACCUGGCCUGGGCUUUGGUCUUGAGAUCUUUCCUGGGAACGUCAUCGAUAUGCUGGAGCACAGUCAAUUACCAAAAUCAUGGGACAGAUAGAAACGCCCGUGCCAUGAAAUGGGAGUGCCUUGAACUGAAUGAGCAUCAUACUAUUAGCUCGGUGCUUCAGAACUGGCAGGAUCCCUCUGUGCAUCGAUUGUUGUCAACGAGCCAGCUCUCCGGAGAGAGCCAGAACCCUGCCACCAUAAUGGUGGUUGUGAAGAAGCAUCCAUUUUUUGAUACUCUGAGCCCGACAGGGUCUCAGACAGGGAUUGGAAUAAGGAUGUGCUUCCAUCCAUCGACAGAGCAACCUUGGCUCCGUGUCAUCUGGCAUCCAGAAUCCAAAGUCGCCGGUAAUGCGUUUUACCUCACUAGAGCAUUGGAAAAUGCCAUCCAUGCCAUAUUUCUGACGCCACAUCUUGAAAUCGGCAACCUCAAUCUCUUCAACAUUUGGGACCACCAGCAAAUUCUGGAGUGGAACUCUCAUUACCCCGAGGAGACGAAUCGUCUUGUACAUGAUCUGUUCAAGGACGAGGUUGACGCAAGGCCAGACGCUCACGCAGUGGCUGCGUGGGAUGGCGAGCUGACCUACCGAGAACUUGAUCGCCUGUCUUCGCGGCUAGCUGGAAUGCUGCAGAAGUCUUUUGGUGUCACACCGGAAAUUGUGGUUGCGCUCUGCUUUGAGAAGUCGGUCUGGGCGAUUGUGGCUAUGUUGGCCGUGGUCAAAGCAGGAGGAGCCUUCCUACACGUUGAUCCAAAUCACCCUGCUGUUCGACAACAAGCCAUGAUCAAAACAACAGCCGCCCAACUGGUCUUAUGCUCGAAUCAGACACGCAGCGUGAUCUUUCAAUUCAUCCCUGGCCUUGCAUCAAUGGUCAUUGACCGCAAGACAUUCUCUGUUGAGCCCGAUCACACGCAUCAGGAAGCAUUCAUAUCUUCUCAGGUUCUCAGUCCAAAAAAUUCUGCUUAUGUCGUUUGUACAUCAGGUAGCACAGGAAUCCCGAAGGCUAUUGUUGUUGAGCACAGUUCACUGUCUACCAGCGUAAAAGCACAAGCCAAUGCAAUGGGGAUUAUGCCUGGAUCACGCGUUCUGCAAUAUGCAGCCUAUACAUUCGACGUCAGUGUUGGGGAUAUCUUCACAGCCCUCACUUGCGGCGCGUGCAUAUGCAUUCCAUCCGAGUGGGAGCGAUCCCAUGACCUUGCCGGUGCCAUCAAUCGUUUAAACGUCAAUCAAGCUUGUUUGACUUCAACAGUGGCGAGCAUACUGUCACCAGCUGAGGUUCCAGGUUUGGAGAAGCUCACAUUGGGAGGUGAGCCAGCUACACAGCAGUGUGUCAACAUUUGGAGUGGGCAUGUUGCCCUCAAGAAUGUUUAUGGGCCUGCAGAGUGUACCAUUUGGUGUGUGAUCCAACCCGAUCUGUCUCAGGAUAUCUCUGUGUCCAACAUCGGGCACGGUAUUGGUUCUCGGACCUGGAUCGUUCACCCGGACAACCAUGAUCGCUUGAUGCCUGUUGGCGCUGUUGGGGAAUUGCUCAUCGAAGGGCCAUUAGUUGCGAGAGAAUAUCUCAACGAUUCGGCAAAAUCCGAGGCAGUAUUUCUGUUGAAACCUCCUGCCUGGCUGGCAUCUUUUGGACCAACUCCGGGCGGGAGUAGAUUCUAUAAGACAGGGGACUUGGCUCGAUAUGGCCCCGAGGGUGACUUGUUGUUUGAGGGUCGCAAGGAUACCCAAGUCAAGCUUCGAGGCCAGCGGAUUGAACUGAGCGAGAUUGAGUAUCGCUUGCAUCAAGCUGUGUCUGACCAGGUUGCUGUUGCAGUCGAGCUUGGAUGUCCGAAAGAUUCAAAAGCACCGCUAUUGGCUGCUUUCAUCAGUUGGGACAAGGGACUCGAUCCACAAGACGUGAAAGCUUUGACAUCCGACGCACGGCAGCAGUUCCAAGACUUGGUUUCAAAGACCAAGGCUAUCAUCGAGCAAUCUCUGCCACCAUAUAUGAUACCUUCUCUAUUCAUCCCAAUUCAAGCACUCCCAUUGACCACAUCCGGCAAACUCGAUCGCAAGUCACUCCGUUAUUUCUGCUCGCAAUACUCUCAUGAAUUUCUGAGGAGUUUUGACGAUCUGAAUCCGGAGAUGCAGGAACAAGAUUCAUCGGAUUCGGAUCUCACUGCUGUUGAGAGCGCAAACCCAGCUGAGGAGGGCCUAGUGCGGCUUUGGGCCCAGGUCUUGGAAAAGAAAAGUGAAAAUAUCAGGCGGUCUGACAACUUUCUUUCACUAGGAGGAGAUUCACUGGCGGCAAUGAGGCUUGUCAAUAUCGCGGCAAGAGACUUACGAUUGACUUUGACUGUCGCAGAUGUGUUCAAGUCUCCUGUUCUGGCUGAUCAAGCGGCACUGCUCCGGCCACUUAUCCAGACAAAGCACGUUGCAUCGUUUGAAUUGAUGAUGGACGCGGAUCUGCCAAUCCAAGAAUUGGUGGACUCGGUGGCAAAUCAAUGUGAGCUGAGCUCUGAGAAAGUCGAAGAUAUCUAUCCCUGUGCUCCAUAUCAGGAGGAAAUGAUGCGGGAUUCGCUUCACAGCGAGCGGACACAAAUGGGCCAGGAAGUUAUUCAGCUUUCUAGCGACUUGGAUCUUCCACGAUACAUGAAUGCUUGUGCACGGAUUUUCCAAAGAUUUCCUAUCCUGCGGACCAGAAUUGUGGAAGCUUCAGGGAAGCUUCUUCAAGUUGUCGUCGGGGAAGAUCUCCCUUGGCAGCGGCCAGAAUCUCUUGCCGAGUAUCUGGAGGCCGAUGCCCAGGAGAAGCCCUCUUUGGGAAGACCACUAGCACGGUGGGCAUUGACCUCGGAUGGAACACAUUUGAUAUUGACGAUGCACCAUUCAAUCUUUGAUGGAAUCUCACUGGGUCAGAUUCUAGGCUCCAUAUAUGCCGUAUACCAAUCCAUUCCACUCCCCCCGGUCAACCUGGCCUUUUCAACCCUCCUUGGAAAGAUCGAUCCACUCCAAACCGAUCUUUCUAGCGACUCAAAGCAGUUCUGGCGAUCUUAUCUGUCUUUGGCCCCGGGAUUCAACGAGACCGCCCCUUCAAAUGACAACUCUGGCCCUCUACCAUGCGCGAAUUCCGGCAUUCAACGUCUGGUGACUUUCCAAGCCAAUGCAGUUCCAGCUUUACAACAGCACGGGCUAACAGAAGCAUCCCUUGUUCGCGCAGCUUGGGCAUGCACAUUGGCUAAGCACCAUCAGAGUCCCGAAUCGGAUGUGAUCUUCGGUACAAUUUUGACAGGCCGCAACAUUCAUCUUCCCGAUGUCGACACACUCGUCGCACCAACUCUGGCACACACGCCAAUCCGCGUCCGCAUGUCUUCCCUGCAACAUGAGAACCCAGCUCCGUUCCUGUCUCAGAUCCAGGCCGAGGCGACGGCCAUGAUUCCAUUCGAACACGACGGGAUGGACCGGAUUCGCGCUAUAGAUGAUCAAGUGCGCGCUGCUUGUGACAAUAUGCAAACUUUGCUUGUGAUCCAGCCGAUUCCGGAAGGGUUGACUUUGGAUUCGAAAUCCCCUUUCCCUGGACUUAUUCUUUCAGGUCCCCGUGUUGAGGCUCGGGAGAUGCGGCAUUUCCACUGGUAUGGUCUUCUUGUGGAGUGCACGUUGUUACCAACCAACGGCUUCCUUGUUCGAAUGUGCUUCGAUGAUCGGCUUUAUUCGCCGGAGAUUGUGGAGGGGUUGCUCGAUGAUUAUUCGCAAGCUGUGCAUGAGCUGGCCCGUGGACUUACUGGAGAGCCAUUCUUCUCCAAUAACCAAAGGGAUGAUUCUUUCGUUUCUCCUUCGGAAAUUUUCCCGCAAGAAGAAACCUUGGAAGGUCUUGGUUGUCUGUAG
Messenger RNA from Penicillium salamii, 4056 nucleotides. Lineage: Eukaryota; Fungi; Ascomycota; Eurotiomycetes; Eurotiales; Aspergillaceae. The record is from the annotation of a GenBank genome assembly.